CACUUAUCUUGGGCCAAGUUUAUCCUCCAGUUCUGAAUCGACUAUUCUUCACGUCGAACGGUUAUACUAGAAAGUAGAAACGCCUCUUCGAGCGUAUCCGCCGCCCACGCCGUUGCUGGACUACUCGCCGCCAUCGUACGGAGGAUACACCGUCCAUGGCUACACCGUCGUGUAACGAAGCCGUUUCCUGUCUCUGAUGGAAUAUGAAGAGGAUUCACAUCUCCAACUUGAUCAAAUUAACUCAAUUUUAAGGGUAUUGAAAUAAGACAUCAUUUUCUCUCUCGCAAUGUUGAGGUCUAAAGCAAUAACUGGUCUCAUUAAACCAACCAGUCGACUCAGUAUAUUCAAAAUACCAAUCUCGCCCUUUAGUCAAACUACAAACACACAAGAUCAAACACCAAUUCUACAAAGAUUCCAAAACGUGUCCAAAAAGGACAAAAUUACUGUUCUCGUAAGCAAACUCGUUGCCGUUGAGAACACAAAAGAAGCGGUCUACGGUACCCUCGACGCGUGGGUUGCGGAGGAACGCGAGUUCCCAAUCGGACGAGUCAAAACCGCAUUGUUGACUCUCGAAAAAAAGGAAAAAUGGCAUAAAGUUGUACAAGUUAUAAAAUGGAUGUUAAGUAAAGGACAUGGGACAACAAUUGGGACAUAUGGACAAUUAAUAAGGGCCUUAGAUAUGGAUAAUAGAGUAGAAGAGGCAAAGAGGUUAUGGGGUAGGAAACUUGGUAGGAAUGUGGAAUUGGUGCCUUGGAAAGUAUGUGAAAUUAUGGUAUCGGUGUAUUAUCGAAAUGAGAUGUGGAAAGAGAUUGUGAAGCUUUUUGAAGAGCUUGAAGGGCGUAAUCGGAAAUGUACGGAUAAAGUUAUUGUGGAAAGGGUGGCGGAGUCGUAUGGGAAGUUAGGUUUAGUUGAAGAGAAGGAGGGGGUUUUGGUUAAAUAUAAGAGUUUGUUUAGCAAGAGUAGGGGCAAAUAUGGAAGGAAAUCAAGUAAGGAGUUAUUGAAAAUUGACUUAAGUCAAUGAUUUUAGAAAGGAUAGAUAACCUAGAAGAAGGGAUGAUGUAUUAUGUUAUUAUGUGUUUCCAUAAAUUUGAUUUUGAUUAUGUGUAUUAUGUUAUUAUAAGUUUCUUGAAUAUUGCAAUAAUCAUUUCAAUACAA
This is a messenger RNA of Lactuca sativa (garden lettuce), 1155 nucleotides long. Lineage: Eukaryota; Viridiplantae; Streptophyta; Magnoliopsida; Asterales; Asteraceae. The record is from RefSeq and is a predicted model, not a curated record.